Molecule: messenger RNA, 159 nt
Organism: Monoraphidium neglectum
Lineage: Eukaryota; Viridiplantae; Chlorophyta; Chlorophyceae; Sphaeropleales; Selenastraceae
Exons: 1
Source: RefSeq, a predicted model, not a curated record
GGCGGCAGUGGCGGCUGCGGCGCCGCCGCCGCGCCGGGCGGGGCGGCGGUAGAGGCCGCCGAUGCUCCGGCGGCGGCGCACGCGUCCGCAGAGGCGGGUGCGGGCGAGGCCGGCGGGGAGGGUUCCGCGGGCCCAGAGGCGCGGGGCGCGGGCACGGCG